CUCGGCUAUUUUUUUUUUCUAUCGUCUCGCAACAGUGUCAGAGAAUGUAAUUUUAUACAAAACGUGGCUGAAUCUUCUGUAUUGAUUAGAGACCGGCUAAGUUUUAAUCAGUGUACCUGUCGAGCGGUGGAAGUCGCGUAGGAGAAUGACGGCUACCGAGGAAACGGAGCCGUUGAUAUCCACGAUGUCGGCAUCUUCCGCCAGUAAGACCCAGAGAGUCACUUAUCAUACAAUCUCUUUCGAAAACAAUGAGAGAGAUACGUUACAUGGCGAAAGCUCGGAAAACUCCUUCGAUCUUAAAUCGAUUUCGAACGUCUCGACAACCGUAAACUUCAACAACGAGAGUUUCGGUAACAGUAUCACGUACACGUGGAGCGACGUGAACGUGUACCACAGCGUGAGAACCGACAGGCUUUGGAAUCGGCUGAUGUUCAGGCCUAGAAAGUCCGUCGCACGGAAACACAUAUUGAAAGAUGUGUGCGGCGUGGCUUAUCCUGGCGAGCUGCUCGUAAUCAUGGGUGCGUCCGGCGCGGGCAAGACGACUUUGUUGAACGCGUUGACGUUUCGUUCAGCACGCGGACUCUCCGCGUCCGGCCUGAUGGCCGCCAACGGCCAGAGAAUAUCGCCGGGCGUUCUCACCUCGAGAAUGGCCUAUGUUCAACAAGACGACUUGUUCGUCGGCACGCUGACCGUUACCGAACACCUGAUGUUCCAGGCGGCGGUGCGGAUGGACCGGCAAAUCCCUCGUAACCAGAGAAUCAAGCGAGUUAACGAGGUCAUUGAUGAGCUUGCCCUUUCGAAAUGCCGCAACACUGUGAUUGGGAUACCUGGCAGGGUGAAGGGCCUUUCGGGAGGCGAGAUGAAGAGGUUGUCCUUCGCUUCUGAGGUUCUGACCGACCCUCCGUUGAUGUUCUGCGACGAGCCGACGUCGGGUCUAGACUCCUUCAUGGCUCACCAGGUCGUCUCCAUUCUGAAAGCAUUAGCGGCACGUGGUAAAACAAUCGUCGCAACUUUACAUCAACCCUCUUCGGAACUGUACGCUCUGUUCGACAAGAUCCUGCUGAUGGCCGAGGGAAGAGUCGCCUUCAUGGGUACAACCGCGCAAGCUUGUGCCUUUUUCAAGACGCUCGGCGCCGCCUGUCCCAGCAACUACAACCCCGCUGAUUUCUUUGUGCAAGUGCUGGCCGUGGUGCCGGGACGCGAGUUGACUUGCAGACACGCGAUCGAAACGACGUGCGACGUUUUCCGGAGAAGCGAACACGGUGCGAGCAUCGCCCUGGAGGCGGAGGCCGUCCACGGCGAAUUCGAGGACACCCUGAAACGGUUCAAACAUUCCGAGAAAUCCGGCCGAUCGGUUUACAAAGCGAGUUGGUGCGAGCAGUUCCGCGCGGUUCUAUGGCGAUCCUGGCUGUCGGUGAUCAAGGAACCGAUCCUCAUCAAAGUCCGCCUCUUGCAGACCAUCAUGGUCUCGCUGCUGAUCGGUGUCAUUUACUUCGGCCAGCGAAUAGAUCAGGACGGCGUGAUGAACAUCAACGGUGCCCUCUUCAUCUUCCUCACCAAUAUGACUUUCCAGAACGUCUUCGCAGUCAUUAACGUGUUUUGCGCCGAACUGCCGAUAUUUCUUCGCGAGCACAAGAACGGCAUGUAUCGCACCGAUGUCUACUUCAUCUGCAAGACCUUGGCGGAGGCGCCGAUUUUCUUAGCGAUACCGCUUGUCUUCACCGCCGUCGUUUAUCCCAUGAUCGGCCUCUAUCAAGAUGUAAAGCACUUCUUCAUCGCUACCGCUGUAGUGGCCCUCGUAGCCAACGUGUCGACUUCAUUCGGCUAUUUGAUAUCUUGCAUCAGCAACAGCGUGUCCAUGGCCCUCUCCGUCGGUCCUCCAGUCAUUAUACCAUUCUUGCUUUUCGGCGGCUUUUUUUUAAAUACAGCGUCCGUACCGCCCUACUUCGUGUGGUUCUCGUAUUUAUCUUGGUUUCGUUACGGCAAUGAAGCACUUUUGAUCAACCAGUGGUCCGAGAUCGAUUCCGUAGCGUGCACCAGAAGCAACGUGACGUGUCCAAAAUCGGGGCACACGAUUCUGCAAACUUUCAAUUUCAAAGAAGAGGACUUCUGGAUGGACAUCCUCUGCUUGUUCGCGCUCAUCGUCGCAUUCCGCUUUCUGGCAUUUCUCGCGCUGCUGUCGAAAACUUGCCGUUCGCAGUAAUCUCGGCACCUCGAUCGUUUUAUUACUUUAGACCAGAUAUACGCAACUGUGCGGCCCGCGAGGUUUUCCAAUCCGGUCCAAGUUUGACCCACAGAAAAGGUGAAAAAAAACCUUGAAAAGGGCAUUCGAUUUUGCCUCACCUCUACAUGGUGUUUCUUAGUUAAUAAAAAGUUCUAAAUUUGGCUGCUGCGGCCUGCGGUAUUGCCUCAAAUUGUACACUUGGCCCGCCAAAAAAUCUGGUUGCGUUUCUCUGCUGUAAACACAAAAACUGUGUGUGUACUUUUAAUAAACAAUUUUAAUAAAA
Vollenhovia emeryi is the source of this 2507-nucleotide messenger RNA. RefSeq names its product protein white-like. The coding region runs from base 146 to 2203 and encodes 685 amino acids. Lineage: Eukaryota; Metazoa; Arthropoda; Insecta; Hymenoptera; Formicidae. Gene Ontology annotation, cellular component: plasma membrane. Gene Ontology annotation, biological process: transmembrane transport. The record is from RefSeq and is a predicted model, not a curated record. Gene Ontology annotation, molecular function: ATP hydrolysis activity; ATP binding; ABC-type transporter activity. The transcript has 11 exons.